Molecule: messenger RNA, 1659 nt
Organism: Naegleria gruberi
Lineage: Eukaryota; Heterolobosea; Eutetramitea; Acrasida; Naegleriidae
Exons: 1
Coding region: 1-1659 (552 amino acids)
Source: RefSeq, a predicted model, not a curated record
AUGUCACUAGUCGAACCAUCAAUCAUGUUUUUUGAUGAAAAUAUUGAAAAGAUCGAAUCUGUCAUAUUGAAUUUGGAUCAAUGCACAACACAAAGUUUAGGAUUUAUUGGAAGUUUAUUCGGUAAUAAUUGUAAUCUCAUUUCUGAUUUGAAAUUGGAUUUGUGGUUUUCCAGAAAAAUCAAAUUUGAAAAAAUUGAUGUAAAAUUCAUUUCAAAAUUUGAAAAAUUGCAAAAUCUUUCAAUGGUUUUGGUUCAUGCCAAUGAAUGUGUGGAUUUGAUUUUUGAUGAGUUGGAAAGAGGAAAAUUUAAUGAAUUGAAGAAAUUCGAAUUGGCCAUUCGUUGCACCACUUUAUUGAGUCCUCAAAUUUUGAGAUUGGCUAAUAUUUUGGAACAAAUGAAAACGUUGAAACACUUGACAUUGGAAAUAUUACACGUACAACCUUCACAAAAAGCAAUGAAUACUUUGAUAGAGUCACUCUAUUAUAUUCCAUUUCUCAAUCUUAGAGUAAAGUUGAAUGCUCAAUUCACGAUGGAACCAUUGCGUAAUCUUUCUGGGAAAUGUAGAGAGCUUUCCAUGAAAAUUGAAAAUGGAGGAGCCACUCAGGAAAUUUAUUUGGAUCAGGUUAAGAAUUUGGCAAAAUUAGAGAUUGAUUCUUUGCCAAACUCUCGUGCAAUGUUGAAUUCAUAUAUGAAGGAAUUGAUUAUUGGGGAUUAUGCUUCAAAUUUGCAACAACUUUUAAAGAAUGAUUUUCUCUUGGGAAAUACUUUUGACAAUUUGAAGAGAUUGGAAUUGAUUCAUGUUGGAAAUGUAUUGGAUGCUCCUAAUGUAUUUCCAUCUUUGGAAUAUGUACAUUGUUCAAAUUGCUCGUUUAGGAGUAGCAUUGAGUUCUUUUCUAAUAGUAGAAAAUUGAAGAGUUUAGUGUUGAAAUUUUGUGUUUUUGAAACAAGAUCUACAACAGAAUUGAGGUGCAAAGAAUUGGAAGAAUUGGACAUUACCACCUCUGGUACCUGCACUAAAUUUCUUGAUAUUCCUGCAUUGAGAGGACUGAAACUCAAAAAACUAACCAUCUUUCCUGUAACCACAUUUUUAGCUUAUUCAAACUUUGUAUCCAAUGCAAGUCAGACAUUAGUGGACCUAUCAGCUAUUGAGGAAAUGUCAAGUUUGGAAUAUUUGAAUUUAGGAGAAUAUUACGACAAGUUUUCUUUUGACAAGUUGACUAAUCUGAAAUAUUUGGAGAUUCGAGAUGUUAGAUCUGAGGGGAUUUUAUCAUUUUGUACAAAUGACCAUUUACUUCAUAAUUGCAUUAUUCAUUUUGAAAAUACUUAUGUGAGGGAUAUUUUUCCAACUUAUUCAGAAAAUGGAAUUGCUAAGGUUGACAAGUCAAUUCAUCGAUUAAUUAUUUCCAAAUUGAAAGGGUUGGGUUGUCAUGUGAAAGGUGUUAAAUUUGUUAUAAUAUCAACAAAGUAUAUCUACGUUUCUUUCCAUGUGCAAUCCAAGAAACAAUUGGUUUAUUCAUUUCCUAGUUUCAUUCUAAUUAGUAGAAAGCAACCAUAUUCAAUUUUGGCAAGUGGAAGAAGUUUCGAAAAGAAACAAGAAAAAUUCGAAGAUUCAUGGGAUAUACCUCCAAAUGUCGACCAAAAUAAAUGUGAUAUCCAAUAA